Molecule: messenger RNA, 5925 nt
Organism: Polyodon spathula (Mississippi paddlefish)
Lineage: Eukaryota; Metazoa; Chordata; Actinopteri; Acipenseriformes; Polyodontidae
Product: sterol regulatory element-binding protein 1-like
Exons: 19
Coding region: 75-3578 (1167 amino acids)
Biological process (GO): regulation of transcription by RNA polymerase II
Cellular component (GO): nucleus
Molecular function (GO): RNA polymerase II cis-regulatory region sequence-specific DNA binding; protein dimerization activity; DNA-binding transcription factor activity, RNA polymerase II-specific
Source: RefSeq, a predicted model, not a curated record
AGUUUUUUUUUUUUUUUAUUAUUAUUUUACUUGGAAAAGAAGAUCUGAGAACACUGAAAAAAAAAAUAUUGACAAUGAACAGCUUGUCCUUUGACGAGACAUCGCUGGACAAUUUGGAUCCUACUCUGACUCUAAACGAACCCAGUGAUAUUGACACAGCCCUCCUGAGCGAUAUAGAUGAUAUGCUACAGCUGAUCAACAACCAGGAUGUGGAGUUCCCUGGCUUGUUUGAUCACCAUCACUUUGGAGGGAAUGUGCCCACCCAGGAGACCACCCCUCCACCUGUCCUGCAUGCUCAGGGCUCCCUCGGCACAGUGAACGCACCUAUACUGAACGGGUACCUAGGCAGUACCAACAAGCAGACAGCAGCCCCCACUACUGCUGCUGCAACCAAGCUGUACCAGAGAACCCUCUCCCAGCCCCAACUCCAGCCCGAGCCAGCCUUCCAGCAUCCCCAGGCACCCAUAAUGAUGCCUGUACCCCCUGCCCAAGACCUCAGCCAGCAAGCUGUCAAACAGGAGCUCAAAAAACAGCAUCAGGGAGCGCCGUCGCAGACACAGAAACUUCUGCAACAACAACAGCAGCAGCAUCAACCCCAGAAAACACAUCAACCCCAGGAGCCACAGAUUCAGCAGGUCCCACCACCCACCAGCAUGAUGACCCCGCACUUCACAUCUCCCCCACAGUCCCAGUCACCAUUCACCCCCCAGCUGCAGCCACAGCCCACCAUCUGCUGCCAGAACCAGGGAGGCUUCAGCACGGUGCACCGGGGAGUCUCCGCCCAGCCACUCCCCUGCAUCUCCCCCUCCCCACAGCAGAUCCAGCCAAUGACCAUUCAGACUCAGGUCCAGAACAUCUCCCCUCCACAGCUAUUGGCCACGGCGGCCACUACUGCUUCCACCCAGCACGUCCCCACCCAGGUCCAGCAAGUCCCAGUGCUGCUUCAGCCCCAGUUCAUCCAGACGGACUCACUGCUCCUCACUGCUCUCAAGCCGGGUGGCAGCUCUGUGGUGACGGCGGUCAAGUCCCCGUGCGUCACUACGCUGGCCACCUCGACCACACCGGUGCAGACCACGUCUCUACAGGCUCUGAUGAGCGGAGGCACCAUUCUGACCACAUUGCCGCUGGUGAUGGACGCUGACAAACUGCCCAUCAACCGGAUCACAGUGAAUGGCAAGCCCUCCGGCAUGCCAAUCAAAGGGGAGAAACGCACAGCACACAAUGCCAUCGAGAAGCGCUACCGUUCCUCCAUCAACGACAAGAUCAUUGAGCUCAAAGACCUGGUCGUGGGAACAGAAGCAAAGCUGAACAAAUCGGCAGUUUUGAGGAAAACCAUCGAUUAUAUCCGGUUUCUGCAUCAGUCUAAUCAGAAGCUCAAACAGGAAAACAUGGCGCUGAAAAUGGCAACGCAGAAGAACAAGUCCCUGAAGGACCUGGUGGCUUCGGUAGGGGUCAGCAUGGAGGUUGAGGAGAUCAAGCCGGAGACCACGGAGUUGCCCACGCCCCCGGCCUCGGAUGCUGGCUCUCCCACCCACUGCAGCAGUGACUCGGAGCCCGACAGCCCCAUGUCGGAGGAUUCCAUGGCUAGUGUGAAGCAGGAGCUGGCCUCCCCCACAACCAUGGGCAUGCUGGACCGGUCCCGCAUGGCUCUGUGCAUGUUCGCCUUCCUCUUCCUGUCCUUCAACCCACUGGCUUCUCUGACAGGUGACUCAGGAGGCUACCGCUCUCUGGACAGCUCGGAUUACCAUGGCAGCGGGAGGAGCAUGCUGGGGCACUCCCUAGGGAAGUCCUCUGGUUGGCUGGAUUGGAUGCUGCCCACACUCUUCCUCUGGCUCAUCAAUGGCGUUCUGGUCCUUACUGUCUUUGUCAAGCUCUUCAUCUAUGGGGAGCCUGUGACACGUCUGCACUCAGGCUCCUCUGUUCUCUUUUGGAGACAUCGCAAACAAGCUGACCUGGACCUUGCCAGGGGUGACUUUGCUCAGGCUUCUCAGAACCUGUGGACGUGCCUGAAGGCCCUGGGCCGGCCCCAGCCCACCUCGCACCUGGACCUGGCCUGCAGUCUGAUGUGGUCGCUGGUGCGCCUGGUACUGCAGCGGCUGUGGGUGGGCUGCUGGCUGGCGGGGAUGGCGGGGGGGCUGCGGCGGGACCGCGAGCUGCAAGACGACGUGAGGAAGAGCAGCCGAGAUGCCGCCCUCGUCUACCACAGACUGCACCAGCUCCACAUGACAGGCAAGCUAGGUGGCAGUCACCUUGCAGCCAUCAACAUGGCUCUGAGCUCAGUGAACCUGGCAGAAUGUGCGGGGGACACCCUCUCCGUGGCAACGCUGUCCGAAAUUUACGUUUCGGCCGCGCUGCGCAUCAAAACCAGCCUGCCCAGGGGACUGCACUACAUGUCUCGGUUCUUCCUGAGCAGCGCCAGGCAGGCGUGCCUGUCUCCAAGCGGCACGGUGCCACCUGCCAUGCAGUGGCUGUGCCACCCUCUGGGUCACCGCUUUUUUGUGGAUGGGGACUGGGCGGUCCGCAGCACCCCACGCGAAAGUAUCUACAGCAUCGCUGGGAAUUCCGUUGACCCCCUAGCCCAAGUGACCCAGGCGUUCCGGGAGCACCUGCUGGAGAAAGCUCUGUACUGCAUCGCCAAGCCAGAGAACGAGAAGGCUCUCACUGAGGGAGAGGGGGAGUUUUCCGAUGCCCUGGAGUAUCUUCAGCUGCUUAAGGGCUGCUCGGAUGCAGCAGGAAUCACAACUCAGGCGUUCGCGAUCGGAUCAAACAUGGCAGCCGUUACUGGUACAGACCCCAUUGCAAAGUGGUGGGCAUCCAUGGUGGUGGUGGCAGUGAACUGGCUGCAGGGGGACGACGAGGCAGCUGAGCGACUCUACCCUAUGGUGGAGUACAUGCCAAAGGUCCUACACACUGAGAACUGUCUGCCCUGGGCGGCUUUGUUUGCGUUCAGAACAGUGCGCGCCCUGCUGGCCAAGCACAAGAACAACCAGCUGAGCCUGAAGUACUGCGAGAAGGCAAGCGGCUACCUGCGGGACAGCAUCAACAUGGUGCAGUGCAGCAGCAGCAUUGACAAGGCAGUGCAUCUUUUACUCUGUGACCUCCUGCUAUUGACCCGGACAAACAUGUGGCAGCAGCAGAGCCUGGCGCUGAGCAGCACUCCUCAGGCCUCACCACUGGAGCUGCGCGGCUUUCAGCAGGAUCUGAGCAGCCUGAGGAAGCUGGCACAGAGCUUCCGGCCCGCGUUGCGCAGGUUGUUCCUGCAUGAAGCUACAGCCCGGCUGAUGGCAGGUGCCAGUCCCACACGCACUCACCAGCUGUUGGACCGCAGCCUGCGGAGGAGGGCCACCCCCAGCUGCAAAGCAGGUGAGCCACGGCCGGGUCGGCGCGAGCAGGCGGAGGCGGUGCUGCUGGCCUGCCGAUACCUGCCUCCCUCCUUCCUGUCGGCUCCAGGGCAGCGCGCAGGCAUGCUGGCAGACGCGGCACGCACACUGGAGAGGCUGGGUGACAAGCGCACGCUGCACGACUGCCAGCAGAUGAUCAUCAAGCUGGGCAGCGGCACCACCGUCACCUCCACUUAGAGGACAUCCCCCAAAUAAAAACUGAAACUUCAAGCUUGGGCGAUAACCCAGGGGCAUCCAUUUUCACAGGCUCCCUCCCCCCUUCUAAUUUAAAGUGUUUUUUUUUUUUUAUUGAGGAGAGAUUUGACUGAUGUUGGAAAGGGAUUGUAGAUGUUUUAAACUCCUUGUUGAAGCUUUCAAAUUGUAUAAUUUUUUGCUUUUAUUUCCAGUUCUGUAGGGCUAUUUUCUCACUGGGGUUUGCUAUUUUAUACAUUGUAGCAUCUAAAGAGUGUGUCGAAAAUGUGUAUUUGACUUUCCCUUUGAGAACCUUGCUGCAAUUACAGUAUUUAGCCACCAUGUGGCACUGCAUGCUACAGUUAAGGAAAUAAAAACAGUUACAGUUAAGGAAAAUUAAAAGUGUUAAGCAUAUGUUAUUAAUUUCAAAGAGAGAGAUUGUGAUUUGUAUUUUUAAGGGAAGGAAGGUUUCACCUGGAAUCUGGUUUCUAGACCAUUCCACAGUGUUUCUUAUGCAAGUUGACUGAAAUGGGGAAAUUUGUUCAACACUGUAAUCUUAAGAUCAGGGAAAAAAAUCAAGAAAAAAAACAAACAUACAUUUUCUUAUCAAGCAUUAUUUUCAUAUGGUUUGAUACCUUUUAUUUGUAUAUAUAUAUAUAUAAUUUUCUAAGAAUGUUUGAAUGUGGCAGAAUUAUAUUUUGCAGAUGGAUUCUUUCUCUUCUUUUGCUAUUUAUUAGAGCUUACCUUUAGUUAAUAAUUACAUUUCGUUGUACGUUUGGGGUGCUGUAAACACAGGAAAGACUGAAAAACAAACAACAUUUCCAAUUGAACAUCAGUACUGUUGAAGCCUCUAAAAAGAGAUAUUUUGAAUGAAAAGGUAUACUUGCCAUAGCCCCUGUGUUGGACUAUCCUUACAGCUAUGUCUGGGUGUUGUCGAAGAAUGUGGACUCAUUCUGCUAGAUUUCACUUACUGUUACCAGCUUUACCUGUCACUGGGGUUUAGCUGGAAGACGGUUAUGAUUAUUUAAUCAGACCACAAUGGAUCCAUAAUUCCACUGAACACAAAGUGUCCUUGUUGUAAACCAACACAGCACUGCCCCUUGAAAAUGUCCAUAAAUCAAAACAGUUCCUGUGAUUAACACACCGCGGCUCCUGGGUCACAAAAUGUUGGGUCAGUUUUAAUUAAUUUAUGAAUUCAUUUGCUAACACUAGGUUAGAACGCUGUUGGCUUCUGAAUCACCAUUCUAGAGAUGUAUCAUGAAAUGAAUAACCAAACCUGUAAUUGGCCAAAGCAGAACAAUGGUCUUGAUAUGGGCUUGAGUUUUGUUACUAGGGCCUCAUUCUGUCAGCAGUAGACUGAAUUCAUAUACCUGCUAUAACAAAGGUUGCACUAUUCUGGAUAAAUAAGUUUGAAUAACUGUAUUUGUUAGCUUCCUGGGUCUUGUCCUAUUCUUACCACGUCUCCCACCACUGACAGCUCCGUGGGCAUGCAGUGGUAAAGACUGGCCAUCAGGGGGUGCUGUCUGAUUGGUAUUUUUGAGCCCUCUUCAAAGGUUGGCAAGUGUGAGAGCUGUUUUGUGCAUGGAAGAUGCAAGUGCCUGAUAUUGUGAGCCAGAGCUGUAGCUCCCUGGAAGUGCAACACGUCACUGUUGACUGUUCAUGUUCAAAAACCCUGUGCAUUCACUAUAGAGUUACCAUACUUUGCAUAAGAUAAGCAGGAGGGUGGGGGUGCAGAUCAUAAUUCAUACUAUGAAUUAAUUUCAUCCAUUUAAGUUUUUUUUUUUUUUUUUUUAUAACCAAGGAGUUUUGCACUUUUUCUUAAGCUAUUUUAUUUAAAUAGUCUAAUUAAAUGGAAAGCAAACACACAUCUGUCUAGUGUGGGUAGGUGUGUGUGUGUGUGUGUGGGUGUGGGUGUGUGGUGUGUUUUAUUUAUUGGGCAGAUGUCCAAUGGUCCAGCCAAGCACAAGCAGACAAUAACUUGCAUUACUGCCAUCAUGUUAAAGAGUAUUGCUUCUUGUAUUGUGUUCCUGUAUCAACAAAGCUCACCAGAUUUACUUAGAUCCCUCUUUCCUAUUAAUCAAGAUAUUUUUUUUUUUAACAUGCUAUUUCAUUGCACUUGGUUUUAAAUACAAAAAGGCACUUUUUAUUGUGGUUUAAUUAAACUGUAGUUCUAUAAUGUAUAUUUAAAAAAAAAAAUCUUUAUAAUUAUUUUUGACUAUGAACUGACUUGCUUCUUAUGAUUCUAUUGUUCAUUGAUGUAUUUGAGAAUGUAAAUACAAUUUUGUAACAAGCUGUUAAUAUUGAAUAUUGGUUACAAAAGACAAAAAAAAAAAAAGAAAACUUGACUGCCCGC